UAACGUUAGCUACGUAGCGGGCGCGUGGGAGUUUCCGUAUUUGAGCAACAGUGAUGUAGCGCUCUGUUGUCAGUGUCCUCCUGUCCUGUCUGUCUGCCUCACUGCUCCUAGGAUGGACUCCUCCACCUUCCUCUACGAUGUUCCUCCGCGUGUCGUCGAAAGAUUCUGUAACAUUAUGGACAGUGGAGACGACAGGUUCGGGUGGCGUGGACUGGCUGUCCGAGUUGUCCCAAGCAUGUUAGAAGUCCGCAUGUUGGAGCGCGUGGAGGCGGCAGGUCGGAGUCCCACCAGGGAGCUGCUGUGGUCCUGGGCUCAAGAGAAUUCAAGAGUGCAGGACCUACUUAAGGUGCUGCAAGACAUGGGGCACCUCAGGGCCCUGCAGCUCUUCCAGGUUCAAGCCCAAGAGUUACCUGUGCCCCCCAGGAAUCAUCAUGCAGAGACCACAGAGAAGGAAACAGCAGCUGAAGAGACGGAAUCAUUCCAUCGGGUCAGUCCACCAUGUUCCAAUCCAGGUUGGUCGGAAAAUCAGCCAAUCACUUUCCAAGACAUCCUAGAAGGAACCAGAGAUUUUCAUCAUGAAACGAGAAUUGCAGAAGGCCACUUUACUGAUGUCUACAGAGCACAGAUUGGAAAUAAAAUCAUUGCAGUGAAGCUUUUUAAACAGACUAAUUCAGCAUCAUGGAGAGAGCUGUGGAACGUCUUUACAAAAGAAAUGGAAAUCCAUAAUUUGUACCAACAUCCAAACAUCUUAGACCUGUUGUGUUGUUUUUCUGAAGAGGACCGCUACUGUCUGGUGUAUCCUUACCUCCGAAAUGGAUCUCUUUUCCACAGACUACACCAGCAGGAAGGAGAGCCCCCUCUGUCCUGGCAACAGCGUCUCACCAUCAUUAAAGGAACUGCAAAGGCCUUGCAUUACCUCAAUACAGCCCAGCCCUGCCCCGUUAUCUGUGGCAAUAUCUCCAGUGCUAACAUACUACUGGAUGAGGCCCUGCAGCCCAAGCUGUCUAAUUUUGGCUUGGCUCGUCUCCGUCCUCAUUCAGCCAAACAGCAGUGUACUAUCACCCUGGACACGAGGGCCCACAGCAACCUGGGAUACCUCCCUGAGGAGUACAUCCGAGAUGGAAAGCUGUCCUUUAGCCUGGAUGUUUAUAGCUUUGGAAUGGUUAUAAUGGAAACAGUAACAGGGCGGAAGGUGAGAGAGGACAUACCUAAACAAACACCUCUGAGAGAACAGCUUGUAGCUGAGGUGGAGGACAGCGGUGGGGUGGACUCUUGUCUGCAGUUUCUGGAUGAGGCUGCUGGUCGCUGGCCGACUGCCUUGGCCCUCCAACUUCUACGUUUGGCUUUGGACUGCACUGCCAGCCGCCGCAGCAGACCAAGCAUGGAGAAUGUACUUGUGGCAUUGAGCAAGCUGCUUCCUCCACCUAGCUGCCCCCCUGCCGACCAACCCCACAGCCUGGAUGCUGGAGAGCCUAUUAAUGCCCAGCUGAGCCUCCCACCCUCCAUACCUGUAGAGCAUGAUGAAGAGAACAGCCCCGGCAGCUCUCCAACACACGGAGGGCCCUGUGAAUACAGCCAGUCGGAGGUGACAUAUCUGAGUGACGUAGUCGGUGCUUAUGGAGAAGCAGCAGCAGACCUGUACAACAGUUGGCCUGUCCAGUGCAGCUGCCCUGCUGAGACAGGUGAUCUGGCCUGUGAGGACUGCAGGGCCAAUGGCUUCACCCCAGAACCCACAGACAGUCACCAGGCUGACUCCAUUGUGGAAAACGCAGCCAAGGUGAGACUGAGGGACAAACUGAGUCUUUAUAACGAUGGACAAAUUCACACAGAGGAACUGUUCUCUGAGACUGGCCUGCAGUAGAGAGCACACUCUAACUGGCACUUACAGUCCUGACAGCACUUCAUUCUGAAUUUUUCACACUACUGGUAAAGCCAACUUGGAGAGACAAGGUGAUCAGGCCCAGCCAAGUCAAGUUUAAGAACAGCAUCAUCAUCCUUCACAGCAAAGAAGACCGGAAAAACAAAUGUGCUGUGUCUGCAGUCACAGAGUGGAACAAAUGAGUAAUGGGUAAAACAGACAUAACCACAAUCAUGAACAAACCAAGAGAAUGUUUGGCAUCAUGUUGUCUGAAGAAAUGAAAUGUACUGUUUGUCGGUUCAAGUCCAGUUUGAGUAAUGUGGAGGUGCGUGUGAGAUACGACAUGGACUUUAACUGUAUGAAAUACAGUGUAACAGUGUACAGGUGCAAGAGAAUCAGCUUCUUUUUUUACUAAAUGAUUUGUUUUGGAUUUUUUUUUGGUUCUGUUUCAUGUCUUCAUCUGUUUUUUAUGACUCAGUUUAACUCAGAGUAAAGUAAAUAUUUUAAAUAUAUACAU
Messenger RNA from Centropristis striata (black sea bass), 2375 nucleotides. It is a transcript of the gene irak3, whose product is annotated as interleukin-1 receptor-associated kinase 3. NCBI's taxonomy places the organism in Eukaryota, Metazoa, Chordata, Actinopteri, Perciformes, Serranidae. Gene Ontology annotation, molecular function: protein kinase activity; protein binding; ATP binding. Gene Ontology annotation, biological process: protein phosphorylation; signal transduction. The record is from RefSeq and is a predicted model, not a curated record. The coding region runs from base 113 to 1861 and encodes 582 amino acids. The transcript has 13 exons.